AUGUUUGCCAAUUUUUGUAAUUCAGAAUACAAAAAUUUAAAUUUUAUAAUUUUUCUGGUGUAUUUAUGCACUAGUAAAAUGGUAAGGAUACAUGCCCUCCGGACUUGUGUAGAGUUUUGCAGCCAAGAAGGAAACGGAGUCUACCAAUCAGGCAUUUGUGCAUGAAAAAAGAUUUUGGCCCUUAGAGGUCACUGAUGCUUUAGUCAAAUGCAUAUUGAAUAA
Blepharisma stoltei is the source of this 222-nucleotide messenger RNA. Lineage: Eukaryota; Ciliophora; Heterotrichea; Heterotrichida; Blepharismidae. The record is from the annotation of a GenBank genome assembly.